AAAUCAUUCAGCUUUGUUAUCUGAUGCUCCACUGUUCGUUCAUGUAACUUGAUUGGGAAAUAUUUUGCAUUGAUUGGCAUUUUGGCAAUAAAACUUUUAGAUGCUGAAUGGGCUUUUUGCGAAGAGAAAUUGAAGCAGGGAAUCUACAGAACUAUUUGUGAUUUUCGGAUACAAAGUAACAAAUGAAAGCUCAUAUUAUCGCGAGUUUAUGCUUCAACUUAAUGGGCCGUGCGACAUUUUACGUGUAUCUAAACUAUUAACUUGUCAUGAAUUUUAGUGCAAAUCAGGGCGCCACAUCUAAUCCUAACAAUUCAAACGUUAAAGAAGACAACUUGGACACGGAGGAUACUUCUACCACCGCUAACAGUUCUACUGAAAUAGAAGGAGCAAUAAUAGGAAAAAAACAUAAAUUUCCCAACACUUUUACAACUCCACAGAACUGCUUCGAGCUCUUAAAUUCAACGUCAAAUAAGUUGAUUUCUGCUGCUGGACCAAUUUCGCAGACGUAUUCAGUUGGAGUUAAAGCAUUGUCAUCAUUGGCUUCACCACAGGAGGAAUGUGAAAAAGACACGGUCUCGGAAAACAAAAUUGAAAAGGAAACACAUUCAGAACCUGAAAGUAUUGGCAUAAGAACCACAGAGUCUUGCUCGCUAAAAGCAUGUGGAUCUACUGAACCACUAAAUCCUGUUGAAGGAAAAACAUCUAUACAAAACAUUCAGGACACGUCAGCAGAUGGUAUAUGUUCUGGAAACGAAUCUCAAUCAAAAAGCAACGAAGAGGAUUCUCAAAGCAAAUUCAGUGAAAAUACUACUGAUUUUAUACGUGCAUAUAGUUUGGCAGAGCCAUCGUCCGAUAAGGCUAAAAACGUCUCACGCUUGUCUGAAAGAGCAAAGAAGAAGUCGUGGUAUAACGUAUUAUAUCCCAACUAUAAAACACGUUCACAAGAAUUUAAGAGGCUAUUUAAGGAGGUGCCAGCCGAGGAACGUUUAAUAGUUGAUUACUCUUGCGCGCUUUAUCGAGAUUUGCUUAUCCAAGGGCGUUUAUACAUCUCACAGAAUUAUGUAUGUUUUCAUGCCAAUAUCUUGGGCUGGGAAACGUGCUUGGUAAUAAAGUGGAAAGACGUCACGUCAAUAACUAAGGAGAAAACAGCACUAGUCAUACCAAAUGCAAUUUCAAUUCGUACUUUAACCGAAAACUACUUCUUCUCCUCAUUUACGACGCGAGAUAAAACGUUUCUAAUCCUCUUCCGAGUAUGGCAGAACACGUUGAUGAAUAAGCCUAUGCUAGCUCAAGAAGUGUGGGAACUAGUACAUAGUUAUUAUGGUGAUGAACUAGGCUUAACUACAGACGACGAGGAUUACGUAGACCCAAGAAUAGCAGAUGAAAACGACGGCUGUGCAAUUUUGGAAUUCGUUUCUGCCAUAGACGAAACGCCCUCUAUAAGUUUAGAAAGCCAAGGGUCUUCGAAUAUAUACAUAUUUCGAUCUUUUAGCAAUAAGAGCGGUUCCAGUAACUACAGUAGCAACAGUACUAGUAGCAGUGGCGGCGGCGGCGCUGGCAGUGCAGCUUUAUAUCAAACCAGUAGAGAAACCAAAAUGAAAUCAAAUGCCAAAGAACUUACCUUGAUCUCAGCAAAGCCCGAGGAGGGAACUGCAACCAAUGUUCCCGGACAGAAUAACGCAAAUAGUACUGGAAAUGAUGGUAAUGCGGAUCGCAAUAGUAGCAGCACUCCUGGCAAGGAAUCGAAGCACAAUUCCGUCACCAGUGAGAGCAAACGAAAGGUGUCGAAAAAUAGUAGAGCACGUGAAGAAACAACCAGUAAAAAUGUUGAGACCUUACCGACGGAUAUUUCUGACUCAAGCGAUUCGGAGGGAACAAAUAUACCGUUCGUUGCUACGACUGAAUGUACAUCGCCUCAUGAGGGACGACAAUUGGUUCACACAAUUCUACCUAUUAAUAUAGAAACUUUGUUCAAUUUACUUUUUUCCAAGUCAAAAUUCUUGUUGGAUUUCCAUGCAGUGCGAAAGUCCACUGAUCUUGUUUUCGGCGAUUGGGUGAGAAAUGACGAGGGACAGAGGACACGUACAGUUAAUGUCACCGUGACAUUGGCUGCUUCUGUUGGACCCAAAACCUCAAAGGUUACCGAGUAUCAAGUGAUGCGUGAUUGCAGCAAACAAGGCGAACUUUAUUCCAUAGAUGUAAAUAAUGUUAAUGCUGGCAUUCCAUAUGCAGAUAGCUUUAGUGUUUUAAUCCAUUAUUGUUUAGUUAAAACUGUUGACGAUCAUACGAUGCUGUCUGUUCAUGCCCAAAUUAAAUAUAAAAAAUCAAUUUGGGGUGUUGUAAAGGGAUUUAUAGAAAAGAACACAUGGGCUGGCCUGGAGGAUUUCUAUGGGGCAUUACUGCAGGCGCUGCAAAGCGAAACAUGUAUACCGCCAGCCAAGGGAAAGGGUAGACGGCCUCGAAGGGGAACUGCUGUUCAAAUAAGGCCGCUGGAAGAUAUACCACAAAUACAGAGCAAACCAGAACCCUUAGAACAUUUAAUUGGCGCGCAAGCUGUUACCUCACGCAGCACGGCAGAAAUUCCCGAUGUGAUUGCUGAUACCACAAAUAAACACAGGUGGCUGUCACUGUUUGUUCUUGUUCUAUUAUGUUUCCUCAUAAUUGUUAAUGUCAUAUUAUUGCUUAAAUUGUGGAGAUUAGAGGAUCGCUUAGAGGAAGAUGUGUUAAAUAGAGCGCGACUUCCUAAUUUGGCCGCGUUAAAGAAAUUGCCUAACAAUCAUGAGGAUUGGAUUGACCUCUUGCGACAACAGGAAAUGUUGCACGAGGCGGAACUGAGAAAAUGGCAUACAGUUUUACAAACCGCAAUCGAGUUACUAAAGAAGACUGAAAAAACCUUGGCUGAACUUAUGUUUCGCUAACCUUUCCAUGUAUUGUAUUUUUAAGUUUUUUAGUAUAUAAAAAUAUUAUAUACUUAUUUCCUAUGUAUAUACAGAACUAAAAAUUACCACUGGGACAGACCAGACGCAAUAUGUGAUUUUUUCAUCGACUUUAAGCCACAAAUUAAAGUUUAUUUUGGUACAUAAGGACAUUUAUAGUUUCAUUGUUUUGUUUUAUUUGUCAGUUUUUGUUGUUUUUUGACCAAUUUACACAUUGUUUUUAAUUUAUAUUUUAGUCUAUAUACGUACGUAAAUGAAGCUAUUAGAAUUACGAAAGUGAAAUAUAUGCCAAGUUGUUUGUUUUUAUUUGUAAUUUGUCUUUCAUUUGGAUUAGUUUAGUUUAAUUUUACUCAUGUAUGUAUGUAACUUGGCUAAUGGAAGACAUGGUGUGCUUAUUUUAAUAUGUCUUUACUUCGACUGCAGAAAAUAAAAUAUUUGGGAACUGGAAAA
Molecule: messenger RNA, 3386 nt
Organism: Musca domestica (house fly)
Lineage: Eukaryota; Metazoa; Arthropoda; Insecta; Diptera; Muscidae
Product: protein Aster-B
Exons: 10
Coding region: 267-2918 (883 amino acids)
Biological process (GO): intracellular sterol transport
Cellular component (GO): endoplasmic reticulum-plasma membrane contact site; endoplasmic reticulum membrane; plasma membrane
Molecular function (GO): sterol transfer activity; sterol binding
Source: RefSeq, a predicted model, not a curated record